AUGAAUACUAAUAAAACUGAUCAGUUUACUUCUGUUAUGAAUAUAUCUGAUGUUUUCAACUCAUCUUCAGACGAUGAAGAAAAUGACAACGAUAAUCUCAACAAUAUACACAAUAAUAAUAAAAUUACAAUAUCAACUGACACUUACAAAAAAAAUAGCAACUAUACAAAUGAAAAUAUUACAGAUGAUCAACUUUCAACAAAAUCAACUUUACCUAAAUUGGAUCAAAAUCUUAUGCCUUGGAGAGACAAAGAACAGGAUAAAAAAAUAUCACACAAUGAGCAUCCUAUGUAUAUUCAACAUCCUAUUCCACCAGAUAGCUCCAGUAGUGGUAAAACUGUCAUAGGAUCCUCUGGCAACAACAAUAAUAAUAAAAAUAAUAUUGAUAGUAUUAGUAAUAAUAAUUAUAAUGGAAUUGCUAAAAUCGCAGCGAUAAAACCAGAUGAUAAUAACAAAAAGGAAUUCUCUGUAUCAAACGUUAUUGAAAUUCAACAUCUACAAAAAGAAAUAACAAAGUAUCAAAUCAAAGUAAAAAUAUUAACAGAUGCAUUGAAAGCGGAUAAAGAAGAGAUUUUGGCAAUAUUGGACAAAUCAACAGAAUAUGAAACAAAAAUCAACCAUUUGAAAACAAGCUUAAAUGAUCAAGAACAUAAAUAUCAAGAAUUGGAAAACGAGUAUCACACGGUUUUGCAAGAAGAAGUAGAGCCAGUAAUACAAAUAAUAAAUAUUUAUGAAAAACGCCUAAGUGAUUUAUUAAACAUAACUCGAGGUUUAAUGGGAACUAUGAAUAAUCCUAAUCAUGAAGAUAAUAUUAACAGCUCCAGUUUUAAAUCGAUUAAAGAAAUAAAUCAAUGUUUUGAUCUCAUCCAAAAUUUUUUAUAUAACAUGCAUGAUGAUUUAGAGUUUAAAAAUAAUAUGGAAGAAGAUGUCGAAUCUAUACAUUCACAAUAUCAUGAUUUUUUUUCAUAUUUAUUAAACAAAUUAGAAGCUUCGCAAGUUUUGGAAAUAGAAUUGACUGAAAAAUUUCAGCAACAAGACGAACUACUGCACACCUUAAAAGCUUAUCGUUUUAAUGAAUUAGAUAAUUAUAAUAAGGUAAAUACUGAUAACAAGAACAUGAUCAAUAAUCACGAUGAAACAUUUAUAGACCUGAUUAAGGAACAGAUACCGAUAAAAAACGAAAAAAUCAACUAUUUAGAAAAGCUGUUAAGUAUUCAGCAACUUAAAUACGAUGAAUUAAGUAAAAUAAAUCGAAAAUUCAUUUCAAAGAUAUUAAAAUUGUUUGCAAAGAUAUUUGAACCACAAUCAAUAAGUCAGGCUGAAAAAAAGCUUUUUAAAAUAUCUAGUAAUGAUACUAAUAUAGAGCUUUUGAAGUUAUAUAAAUUUAUUGAAUCCGGUGUAGAAUCCCUGGUAAAAGAAAGGGAACAUGAACAAAAAAGAUUAUCAACAGCAACCUCACUUGACGAAAAAAAGACCAAAAAUCUCCUUGCUGAAGAAUCUUUUGAAGAAAUAGAAGAAUACCCAGUAUGUUCACAAUCUACAGAAAACUUUUAUAGAUUACAAAUACGAGAGUUAAAUAAAAAAUGGCUUAUCGAAAGGGAACGUAGAAAAUUAGACUAUAGAGGCUUUCAAACGAAAAUUAAUGAAUUGAACUCACUGAAUGAGUCCCUAAUAGAUAAGCUAUCAAACUUAUCCUUGUAA
This is a messenger RNA of Saccharomycodes ludwigii, 1701 nucleotides long. RefSeq names its product gamma-tubulin complex subunit SPC72 (gene SPC72). The transcript has a single exon. The record is from RefSeq and is a predicted model, not a curated record. NCBI's taxonomy places the organism in Eukaryota, Fungi, Ascomycota, Saccharomycetes, Saccharomycodales, Saccharomycodaceae. Bases 1 to 1701 code for a protein of 566 amino acids.